Molecule: messenger RNA, 1804 nt
Organism: Xenopus tropicalis (tropical clawed frog)
Lineage: Eukaryota; Metazoa; Chordata; Amphibia; Anura; Pipidae
Gene: atf3
Product: activating transcription factor 3
Exons: 4
Coding region: 168-713 (181 amino acids)
Biological process (GO): regulation of DNA-templated transcription; regulation of transcription by RNA polymerase II
Cellular component (GO): nucleus
Molecular function (GO): double-stranded DNA binding; DNA binding; DNA-binding transcription factor activity
Source: RefSeq, a predicted model, not a curated record
UCAGGGCGGGCCACAUUCCUCCGCUCUCCGUGCGCGGCUAUAUAAAGGGGUGAUGCAACUGCACUGCCACAGCUUCUCCCAGUCAGAGCGGGGGAGGCACACGGGCAGCCGAGUAGUACAGCCAGCGGCAACGCUUCUCCCUCACUUCCCACGGAAAGAGCACGAAAAUGAUGCUCCAACACCCAGGACAAGGCUCGGCUGCGGAAGUGAGCGCGACGGCCAUAGUUCCCUGCCUGUCCCCCACAAUGUCAUUCAGCUUCGAGGAUUUCACUAACCUGACGCCGCUGGUUAAAGAGGAACUGAGGUUCGCCAUUCAGAACAAGCGUUUCUCCACCCGGGCGCCCUGCUCUUUGGAUUCGGUGGUGGUGUCCGAUGUCCCCAUGGAAAUCUCAGCUCAUAAAACAGAGUUUGUCCCAGAGGAAGACGACCGGAAAAAGAGGCGGCGGGAAAGGAACAAAGUCGCUGCCGCCAAGUGUCGAAAUAAAAAGAAGGAAAAGACAGAGAGCUUGCAGAAGGAAUCUGAGAAGCUGGAAUCUAUCAAUGCAGAUCUGAAAGCCCAAAUUGAAGAAUUAAAGAACGAGAAGCAGCAUCUUAUCUACAUGCUCAACCUCCACCGACCCACGUGCAUAGUCCGGGCCCAGAACGGGAGGACACCGGAAGAUGAACGCAACCUCUUCAUUCAGCAGAUCAAAGAUGGAACCCUGCAGAGCUAAGAGACUUGCGCCAUGGACCUGAGUAUCUCACUGUAUUAUUACAAGUCACUUCAACCUCCAGUGGCCAAUGACUGUGUGCCGGAGAGACUUCUUGCUCCGGAAUCCUUCCUGGGAUAAGGCCUGGAUGGGAAGAUGUCUUGGCGACGUUUGCUUAUCAGAACACUGGUUUCUGAUGACCUGGAAAGGUAUCACGUGACUGAAUGGUAUUCCCGCCAGGGAACGGCGUUCUGCGAAAAGAAGCAGAGACACGGCGAACGCCAUGGGGCUUUAACUAGAAUCCAUUUACUAGUUCUGUUAUUAUUUAGCAGCACUAUGGGAUUUGUUUGUUUUUUACACAAAAAUGUGCAAUUUCUUUUUUUUUUUUGCCAGAAGCACAAUUAGUUCACAUUUCAGUGUUUGGAAUUAGUGGGGACUGAGCUACUGUCACCCACCCAUGUGUUGGGAAGAAUUGCAAAGCAUUGCCCUAUAGUGGAGCGGCAUGUUAAACUACAUUGGCUUGGCAGUGUUACCCCUGCUUUUUCAUAGGCUGGAUCCAUUGGGGCAAUAGGGAGUUAUGAGAAUGGGCUCACUAGUCCUUGGCAGCCCUUAAAGGUCCAUGGAUUCUAUAGCUCUGGAGAUAAUGGGGCAGGUUGGGCAGUAGGAAAGUGCAGAGUAUAGGAAGCGGUUGCUCUGUGCACCUUUACUUGCUUUCAGCCAUGAUAUCAGCACUUAUGUUCUAUUGAGCUCAAUACAUAGGGCUGCUUAUUUGUAUUUCAUUAAACAAUAGGCAGUGGGGUUAUUUGUUGCCCUAAUUGGAGUGCCCCCCCAUCCUUUGGUACUGAUGAGACAAGGGGAAGCUAAUUAGUCAGAUUCUUCUCCAUUAGUUAUCUCUUUCUAUAACUCAACUAUGAUCAUUCUGGGGGGAUAGGGCUAAGGGUAAAAGAAACACAAUAUAGCCAUUUAGGGUAUAUUUUAAUGAUUGUAAUUCAGACCAGCUCUGUGCAGUGGACUCCUGCUGAACAUAGGUGUACACUGUAAACUGCCCCUUUAAAGGGGUUGUUUACCUUUAAAUUAACUAUUGGUAUGAUGUAGACAUUGAUAUUCUGAAAAAA